This is a messenger RNA of Neltuma alba, 906 nucleotides long. RefSeq names its product binding partner of ACD11 1-like. NCBI's taxonomy places the organism in Eukaryota, Viridiplantae, Streptophyta, Magnoliopsida, Fabales, Fabaceae. Gene Ontology annotation, molecular function: RNA binding. The coding region runs from base 1 to 906 and encodes 301 amino acids. The record is from RefSeq and is a predicted model, not a curated record. The transcript has 6 exons.
AUGUCGGCCCCUGUAGACCAUACUGACCAACAUGUUGAAGCGAUUCCACAGUCUACAACAGCUACGCCAAAUUGGACAAACAAUAUCUCAGAUGUAAAAACAGUUAAGGUUAGCAACCUAUCACUGGCUGCUUCUGAGAUGGACGUUAGAGAAUUCUUUUCAUCCUCAGGUGAUAUUCGACACGUUGAGAUGAAAAGGGAAAAUGAGAGCACCCAGAUUGCUUAUGUUACCUUUAAGGAGUCUCGGGGGGCUGAGACAGCAUCACUUUUGACUGGUGCCAAAAUAGCUGAUCUUCACGUCAGCAUCACACUUGUUGAGCAUUACCAGCUGCCUCAAGAAGCUCUUCCCUCUACCCCAGAUAAAAGGCAAUCUGCUGCUGUACUAAAGAAGGCUGAAGAUGUGGCCAGUUUGGUGCUUGCCAAGGGUAUAAAUAUGGGAAAGGAUGCACUCAACAGAGCAAAAUCCUUUGAUGAACGUCAUCACUUGAUCUCAAAUGCUUCUGCCACUGUUGCUUCCAUUGAUCAGAAAAUGGGUUUAAGUGACAAGUUUAGCAUUGGAACAUCCAUUGUGAAUGAAAAGGUGAGAGAGAUGGAUGAAAAGUUUCAGGUUUCUGAAAAGGCAAAGUCUGCUCUUGCUGUUGCUGGGCCAAAGGCCAGUAAUGCUGUGUCUGCUGUCAUGAGCAAUCCUUAUGUUUCUUCUGGAGCUUCAUAUUUGUCAAGAACCUUCUCUGCUGUUGCAAAGGCUGCUGGGGAUGUCGGCACCAUGACAAAGGAGAAGGGUGGACAGCCUGAUGUAGAAACGAAAGAGAUUGUUCACAAGGGAAAGGAAGAGACCAAUGAUGAAGCCGGAAGCCGGCCGGUAGUUCCUGUUAAUUCAGCCGAUGACAGCAAGCCGGCAGUUGCAUGA